Messenger RNA from Laetiporus sulphureus 93-53, 596 nucleotides. RefSeq lists its product as uncharacterized. The record is from RefSeq and is a predicted model, not a curated record. Bases 172 to 504 code for a protein of 110 amino acids. Lineage: Eukaryota; Fungi; Basidiomycota; Agaricomycetes; Polyporales; Laetiporaceae. The transcript has a single exon.
AUACCUCCACAUCGCGUCCAGCAAAGCCCCGCCCCCUCAAGGCCUCAGGCCUCAGGCCUCAUCCAUCGACGUCUAUGCGCGCCAAACGCGGCUCACCUGAUUGAUGAAGCGCAACUAGCUGGUCUCGUUUCAGACGCAUACGUCCGUGCGGCUUCAAGCAUCGUUGUAGCGAUGCAAGUGGCUCUGCCUCCGGCAGCUCCAUUGCGGCACGUCAGCGGAGCGGCGACUUGUACGAGCGCAUGGAAAGGCUCUCCCUGCAGACGCUCGCUCCCGCUCCGCCUCCGUUUGCCACCGCGCGACUGUGUUUCGACGCCUUCUAGCACGGUUACUCACACCGUGUUGUGCAAUGGAAGCGAAUGCUUCAGAGGGGCGACCGAUCAGCGGUUCGGUGGCCAGGGUUUUUCCUCCUGCCGCGGCUUGCCGGUUAGCAUCGUGGACACCUCGUCGCCAUCAUCGAUGAUGCUCACGGCAUGCUCUGUCCUCCGCGAAGCCGCACUCGGGUGACAUGCCGAGGGCAGCGUCGCUUUUGACAUACAAUGCCCCGGGGACCCGGCAGACCGAGUGCACGCCUGCGCUGAAUGGCCUGUAGGGCACGC